This is a messenger RNA of Rubroshorea leprosula, 1121 nucleotides long. The record is from the annotation of a GenBank genome assembly. Lineage: Eukaryota; Viridiplantae; Streptophyta; Magnoliopsida; Malvales; Dipterocarpaceae.
AAUUUGUUCCCCUCUUGGCCCCUCCAGCAUCCACCACUUUUCAGUUCCGUUUUCCUUUCCCAUCGCCGGCGUUUUCCUUUCUGUUUUCCCUCCUUCCUCUAUACCGUUAUUUCAAUCAAUAGAAGAAAGUUAAUGGCAGCUCCCGGAAAAUGUUUCCUAGUCACAGGCCCUCCGGGUGUGGGUAAGAGCACCCUGAUCAUGAGAGUGUUUGAGAGCCUCAAAUCCUCAAACCCCAGCUUCAAAAUCCAGGGUUUCUACACUCGAGAGAUUAGACAAGGAGGUGAAAGGGUUGGGUUCGAGGUGGUGACAUUAGAUGGUCGCAGAGCUCCACUAGCCUCCACCACCAUCUCAAGCUCAGAGUCUUCUAGAUGGCCUACUGUAGGGAAAUACAAAGUGGAUAUUGCAUCUUUUGAAUCACUGGCAUUGCCUGAGUUGGAGGUCAAGGAAGACACUGAUCUCCUCAUCAUCGAUGAAGUUGGUAAAAUGGAGCUGUACAGUUCUUCAUUCUUUCCUGCUGUCCUAAAAGUUCUAGAAUCAAAUAUCCCUGUUUUGGCUUCCAUCCCAAUUCCAAAAUUUGGCCGAGAUAUUCCUGCAGGUAUUCUCUGGAUUCAUUCAUCAUUAUUUAUUAGAGCAAGUAGUAAUUAAUGAACAAGAUGGUUUUUAUCCUACAAACUUCUUUUAGUUGUGAUAUUGCUUGUUUUGUGGUUGUAAGAGAAGUUUGAAGCCGUUUUCAAACCCACUUCAAAUGACAUUUCAUUUGAAAAAUUGAAAGCGAAUUUACUUGCCAUGCUUGCAAGUGGCACUCAGUAGAAGGUUUAAAAUCUCUUCUUUGACUUUGAUUCACGAGCCUCUUGUUCUUGUUGUUAAGUUUGUUUGACCAAGAUGUCUGCAUACUCUCCAGUUGCAAGGCUGAGGAAUCAUCCAGAUGCAAGCCUUUUCACUCUAAAUCCUAGUAACAGGGAUGCCAUGAAAGAGCAGAUUUAUUCCCAAUUGGUAGAUAUACUGAGGAAGCAUUAGCUAAUGUAUUUGAUGUUAAGUUUCCAUCCAAUGUUCUUGUGUUCAUCUUUCUAUGUGCUGCUUGAAGCAGAACUUCUGGAUGUGAAUAAUUUACGUAUAUAUUG